AACAUUGAGAGCGAACUCCAAAAGUGACUACUGAAAUGGCUACUAGUAAUCAUGUUGUGAACGGUGAUGAGAAGUUUGCUCGUAACAGUUAUCUCGGUCCACUAGAUGAGCCCGCUCCUACCAGAGCGUCAUGGGGUCGACCACUAGAGUUUAUACUGGCUUGUCUGGGCUACGCAGUUGGCUUGGGAAACGUCUGGAGGUUCCCUUACUUGUGCUACAGAAAUGGCGGAGGAGCCUUUCUCAUCCCAUUCUUCCUGAUGUUGGUCUUCAUAGGCCUGCCACUAUUCUAUCUUGAAUUAUACAUCGGACAGUACACUGGAAUGGGACCUUUGGACGCCUUCACAGCCAUAUCCCCAUUUUUCACUGGACUUGGAUAUUGUACUAUGGUCGUCAUAUCAAUUGUAUCCAUCUACUACAUGGUUAUUGUGGCGUGGACCCUCUUCUACACUAUUGUCUCCAUUGCUGGUUAUCUCGACUGGGGCUCGUGUUUUAACGAUUAUAAUACCGACUUUUGUUACAGUGGCUCUUAUGACAAGGGAUGCCGGGAGAACAACACUGGUGCAAUGACUGAUCGGACAUUCUUCAGGCGAACCUGCGUUUCUAUUGGAGAAAUAUGCACCAUUACUAACUUCCAGCCUUUGAAUGGAACACAUUGUUUGAAUAACACAGAACCUAUCGUAUGGUACACUGGUGUCACCAGGACUCUUGCUUCGGAAGAAUAUUAUAACGAACGAGUGCUCGGUAGAGGAGACGCGACAUGGGAAAAUUGGGGCAGCAUUCAGUGGCAUUUGGUCGGGACACUCUUCCUGUCGUGGCUUAUUGCUUUCUUCUGUGUUAUCAAAGGUGUGCAAUCUGCAGGGAAAGUGGUGUACUUCACGGCUCUCUUUCCGUAUGUGAUGUUGACUGCCCUCUUGGUUAGAGGAGUAACUUUGGAGGGGGCCUCCGACGGCAUUUUCUUCUAUCUGUUACCUGAUUGGGAAAUAUUAUUGGAACCCAAGGUCUGGGGUGACGCCGCAUCUCAGAUAUUCUACUCGUUUGGUAUAGCGUGUGGAUCGUUGAUCACACUGGCGUCGUACAACAACUUUACGAACAACUGUCACUUUGACGCAGUGUUUGUGAGCUUUGCCAACUUCUUCACUUCCAUCUACGCCGGUUUCGCGAUCUUCUCCGUGCUCGGGUUCCAAGCGCAACUGAUGGGAGUCAGUGUUGAUGACGUAGCCGAGGAAGGACCAGGCCUUGCGUUCGUGACGUACCCUGAAGCCUUGCUGCAAAUGCCAGUGCCCCAGCUGUGGUCUAUACUAUUCUUCCUCAUGCUGUUCAUCCUGGGAUUAGGAAGUCAGUUUGCUGGCAUUGAAGCGGUCAACACUGCAAUCGUAGACCGCUGGCCGCACCUUCGAAAGUGCUAUUGGAGGGUGACAGCAUUCACUUGCACCUCAUUCUUCAUUCUCGGUCUACCAAUGUGCUUCAGCGGUGGAGUGUAUCUCUUCACAUUAUUGGACUGGAACACAGCAUCCUGGGCAAUUCUCCUCAUUGGCACGGCUGAGUGUGCUGCAGUCGGUUGGAGUUACGGAAUACGACGAGCCAUUGACGACCUUGCUGCAAUGAACAUGAAAAUGAACAAGGUUUUGAGGGUCUACUGGAUGACUUCUUGGACUGUCAUCGUACCUCUUGGGAGCAUCGCUAUCCUUGGUUUUAUAUUCUCUGACUGGAAACCGCCCGCGUAUGAGAGCUACGUGUUUCCAUUAUUCGCUGAUCUGCUCGGGUGGGGUGUAGGCCUGUCUACCCUCAUAUUCUUCCCGGUUGGCAUCGCGUGGGCGUGGUUUAAUGGAUAUCGAGGAAAAACAAUGUUCUCUCCGACGGAUGCGUGGAAACCAGCCAAUGGAGCGCCAGCCCCUCGGUCAGACUCAAUAGUAUCAGUGACCCCGACGCGUGGGGGGCCGUACGACAACUUAGGCUACGUCAUGUGACAGACAAUGACCCUGAUUGGAAAGGGUAAGAUAUGCGUGGACUAUAAUAUGUUACUAUAAUAACUAAAUUACCAUACCCCGUUAAAAUUACUUGAUUAUAAUUAUAGUCGCAGUCGGAUUGUAUAAUCCGUAUGAAUUUACGGUUAGCCGUUUUUCAAUAAAAAAUCAUUGUCAUUUUGUAAUUGGACGGGUUAAUAGUUAGCCGGAUUGUCAUUGCUACAAAUUCUACAAUAUAGCGGCCCACGUUUAGCCGCAUUGUACUAAUUCAACACUGUAGUGUUAUAUUUCCAUGAUACCUUAUAAUUGUAUAAUAUACGGCUGAUUAUAUAAUCCAGUUGCGAUAUACGAGUAUACGUUACGUCGGUCUAACAGAAAGCUGGGUGAAAUGUAGAUACUUAGUUCACCUUCCAAUGGAUGUACCUCUUACUAGCCCAAUUGGGAACUUGGUCAAGUGCUUAUGUUAUGACAACUUAGGGUCAACUUAGGGCCUUAAAACAACUUAGGGUAGGUACGGCACGUGAAAAUGGCCCUACUUAUUAAGAGUAAUAAAUAGGGCCAGCUUUUGUCACGUUACGUACCUAAUUAUGGUACAUAGUUAUCUACUAUUAGCAAUUAUGUUUUAUAUUAGUUUGAAAACCGAACUUGCAACAAUGUUAUGGAUUUAUCUUAAGUGCAGUUUUCACUGACACAGUUGGCACUACCAUUAUAGACGGCGAUACGGCUCACCACCUAUCAUGUUGUUCUAACAGAAAGCUCGGUAAGGU
Pectinophora gossypiella (pink bollworm) is the source of this 2731-nucleotide messenger RNA. Its product is annotated as sodium- and chloride-dependent glycine transporter 1-like. Gene Ontology annotation, molecular function: glycine transmembrane transporter activity. The record is from RefSeq and is a predicted model, not a curated record. Gene Ontology annotation, cellular component: membrane. Gene Ontology annotation, biological process: sodium ion transmembrane transport. NCBI's taxonomy places the organism in Eukaryota, Metazoa, Arthropoda, Insecta, Lepidoptera, Gelechiidae. Bases 36 to 1967 code for a protein of 643 amino acids. The transcript is spliced from 12 exons.